Molecule: messenger RNA, 1572 nt
Organism: Lepisosteus oculatus (spotted gar)
Lineage: Eukaryota; Metazoa; Chordata; Actinopteri; Semionotiformes; Lepisosteidae
Source: RefSeq, a predicted model, not a curated record
UAUGUGAUCUCCUGUCACAGCCUGAGGAACAAGUGAUGACGUCAUCAGCAGUGGCCCGGCUGGAGGAGCUGAGGGAUGGGGCCGUGGCCUUCCUGGCCACGGGCUCCACUCAGGAAGUCCGCCCGGCGGUGGAAGAGAUGGCCUCCCUGCCCCUCCCCCUGGCCGUGAAGUACAGCCAGAUCAGCGCAGAGGCGAUGGUUCGAGAGAACUGUGCCGGGGCCAACCACACGGAGCGGCUGUCCUCUCUCCAGAAGCUCUCCACGGCUCUCAACAUCCUGGAGAAGUACGGCUGUAACCUGGUCAGCCCCAGCCGGCCGCGCUACUGGAGGACUGUCAAGCACAACAACCCUGUGUUCAGAGCCACCGUGGACUCCAUCCAGGGGGGGCGGGCGGUGCUGUAUCUCUACGGCUACGCCAACCAGCAGGCGGACGGCCUCAGCUUCCCAGAUGACGUGCUCGAACCCGACACCCAGAAAGUGGCUGCUGUGACCUUAGAGGUCAUGUGCCUCCGCCUGGAGCUCGACCUCCUUAUCAAGCGGGUGGGGCAACACGCUGGCGGUGGAGGGGAUCCCUCCCACCUGUACGGCACGGUGGGAGGAGCGACGAGGGAGACGCUACAGAAGUGUGACUGUGUUUAUCACUCUUCCUUCCCUGUGGCCCGACCCCCUCAGGCGUGGGCGGAGUUCAAGGGGAAGCUGAGGGCGGGGCAGAAGGACGACCCCGCCUGCUGGAAGACCCGCCUCCGCUGCGCGCUCAACAAGAGCCCGGAGUUCAGCGAGGUCAGAGACCGCUCGCAGCUGGACAUCUCCGAGCCCUACAAGGUGUACCGCCUCGUGCCCCUACAGGUCUGUUCGCCGAUGGACGAGCUUGUCUGUGCAGACGAGGGAAUCCUGGUUAACUGUGCUCUGUCUCCUGCAGCAGUCAACGAGAUCGAGGUGAACUUCAGGAUUGAGACCUCCCCGCACAUCACAGCUCUGCCCUCUCUCCUGGUCUCUGUGCUGUAUGGAGGUGAGGAGGUCCUGAGGAGGGAGGUCCAGAGUCGCGACGUGAGGAUCGCCUACUCCCCCUCCCACUGCCCCUCUUCCCCUCCCAGCUCGCUGGCGCCCUUGGCCGUCUCGGACACGGAGCGCAUCUCUCUCCCAGAGCCCAGUGCGGUAGAAGACCCGUCGCGCCGCAGCGCGCUGAUGGCCCUGCUGCCCUACCUGGAGAGGGGCAUCAUGCUGGCUUCCACCAAUGGGGGCAUCCACGUGCAGAGGUUCUGCCAGGGGCGGGUCUUCUGGACAGGCCCCACCCUCCACAUGGAGAACCACGCCCCCCGGAAACUGGAGAGGACGCCAAACCCAGUGACGCUGUUCGACAGACAGGCCUUCCGGCAGGAGCUGGAGCUGUUCCGCUCAGAGGGAGGAAGCCCUCCUCAGUACAAGGUGACACUGUGCUUUGGGGAAGAGCUUACAGACUCUGACAACUGUGCUGACAAGCUCAUCACUGUGCAGGUACCUGUCUGUGGGUAGUGGACCCUCUCAGUCUUUCUGAUUCACCCCUCUCUCUCAGUGCAGUGUUAAUGUACUGGAG